Molecule: messenger RNA, 1726 nt
Organism: Psammomys obesus (fat sand rat)
Lineage: Eukaryota; Metazoa; Chordata; Mammalia; Rodentia; Muridae
Gene: Glp2r
Product: glucagon like peptide 2 receptor
Exons: 13
Coding region: 19-1677 (552 amino acids)
Biological process (GO): adenylate cyclase-modulating G protein-coupled receptor signaling pathway; cell surface receptor signaling pathway
Cellular component (GO): plasma membrane
Molecular function (GO): glucagon receptor activity; peptide hormone binding
Source: RefSeq, a predicted model, not a curated record
UGAAAGUGCGCCAAGAGGAUGAGGACCCAACCAAGCCUGGCAGUGUCCCGUCAAAGCAGAGAGGAGCCCCUGCCCCAGGUGCGGGCACAGCCGGUGGGCACCCCCAUGGCCCAGGGGACCCAGCCUCUCUACACCCACGGGAUGCGUCUGUUCUGGGGCCCCUGGAGGCCCUUCCUCGCCCUGCUUCUGCUGGUUUCCAUCAAGCAAGUUACAGGGUCCCUUCUUGAGGAGACUACUCGGAAGUGGGCUCAGUAUAAGAAGACAUGUCUGCAAGACUUGCACAAUGAACCUUCCGGAAUAUUUUGUAAUGGAACAUUCGAUCGGUAUGUGUGCUGGCCUCAUUCUUCUCCUGGAAAUGUCUCUGUUCCCUGUCCUUCGUACUUGCCUUGGUGGAAUGAAGAGAGCCCAGGAAGGGCCUACAGACACUGCUCAGCUCAAGGGACUUGGCAGAAGCAAGAGAACGCCACAGAUAUUUGGCAGGAUGACUCAGAAUGCUCAGAGAACCACAGCCUCAAACAAAACGUGGAUCACCUUGCCUUGCUGUCUACCUUGCAGCUGAUGUACACCGUGGGCUACUCCCUCUCUCUCAUCUCCCUCUUCCUGGCUCUUACACUCUUCUUGUUCCUUCGGAAGCUGCACUGCACACGCAACUACAUCCACAUGAACCUGUUCGCCUCGUUCAUCCUGAGAGCGCUGGCCGUGCUGGUGAAGGACGCCGUCUCCCACAGCUCUUACUCCAGGAGGCCUGACAGCGAGAGCGGGUGGCUGUCCUAUCUGUCCGAGAUGUCCACCUCCUGCCGCUCCGUCCAGGUCCUCCUGCACUACUUUGUGGGCGCCAACCACUUGUGGCUGCUGGUUGAAGGACUUUACCUCCAUGCUCUGCUGGCGCCCACAGUGCUUCCUGAAAGGCGGCUGUGGCCCAGAUACCUGGUGGUGGGUUGGGCCUUCCCCAUGCUGUUUGUUGUUCCCUGGAGUUUUGCCCGCGCAUACCUGGAGAACAUAGGGUGCUGGGCAACAAACGGGAAUAAGAAAAUCUGGUGGAUCAUCAGAGGACCCAUGCUGCUUUGUGUGACAGUUAAUUUCUUCAUCUUCCUCAAAAUUCUCAAGCUUCUCAUCUCUAAGCUCAAAGCCCAUCAGAUGUGCUUCAGAGACUAUAAAUACAGAUUGGCAAAGUCAACACUGCUCCUCAUUCCUUUGCUGGGGGUUCACGAGAUCCUCUUUUCUUUCAUCACCGAUGACCAAGUUCAAGGAUUUUCAAAGCUUAUUCGACUCUUCAUCCAGCUGACAUUGAGCUCCUUCCAUGGAUUUCUGGUGGCCUUGCAGUACGGCUUUGCCAAUGGAGAGGUGAAGGCGGAACUGCGCAAGUCCUGGGGCCGCUUCUUAUUAGCUCGCCACUGGGGCUGCAGAGCGAGUGUCCUGGGGAAGAACUUCCGGUUCCUGGGGAAAUGUUCCAAGAAGCUGUCGGAGGGAGACGGUGCCGGUGCCGAGACACUGCAGAAGCUGCGGUCCUCACCGUGCAGCUCUCAAUCGGCUUCUGGGACCCUGGGAGAUCGGGGGGCACAGCCUCACCGGGGCCAUGGAACUUGGCCCCGGGGAAUCAGCCUGUCUGAGAGCAGCGAUGGGGACUUCACCCUGGCCAAUACCGUGGAGGAGAUCCUGGAAGAGAGUGAGAUCUAAAGCCGCGUCCAUCGCCCCAGCUCUGCAACUGGGUACUCUAGGAGGGAUG